Fusarium oxysporum Fo47 is the source of this 1008-nucleotide messenger RNA. RefSeq lists its product as uncharacterized. The transcript has a single exon. The record is from RefSeq and is a predicted model, not a curated record. The coding region runs from base 1 to 1008 and encodes 335 amino acids. NCBI's taxonomy places the organism in Eukaryota, Fungi, Ascomycota, Sordariomycetes, Hypocreales, Nectriaceae.
AUGUCAAUAGCCUUUGCUGAGAAGCCCGACUCGGAGGCCAACGUUGAGAUUCUCAGGGUUGCCCGACAAAUCCAGCAUCUUGCGCAUUUCUUAUCCCAAGGUCCGGCAUUUUCAGGCGUUGUAUUGACAGAAGAUGACCUUAGAACCGCGCGAGACCUCAACCCGGUCACCAGAAUCACCUCUCACCGCCGGCUCUCAGAGCUGGAGUUUCCGCGAGAGUGGGUUGAGGAUGAUGGUGCCCUAGCUAUUGCACUUCAUGACUGGAGAGAGCAGGUCGAAGGCAUGAAACAGAGCAAUUCACAUGCCACGGAAGAAGAGCCAGAUCAGGUUGCAGAUAUUCCGACAGAGGCUGAUAUCAAGGUUGACUCGGAUGUGUCAUUCUUGUCAUACUCGAUGAAAAGAGAAGCGCACUGGGUUGAGAAGACUAAAGAGCUUGAGAAGAAACUGCGACAAUCUGAGCAAGAGAAACAGUCUGCUAUUCAGUACAAUCUCAAGCUACAGCUCGAAGUGGAAGCACUUCAGCGCAAGGCGCAAUCUUUAUAUCAAGCACUUUUUGACCCCGACAACCGCAUCCACGAGGCUAACGUGAUGGCGAAGGUAAAGCUCCACGGUGAGAUUCGCCAACUUGAGAAGUUACUUGAUGCAGCCAACAGCAAGAAUGAGUCUCUCGUUAAGAAGAACAAGGACUUGGAGUCAUGUAACAAGGGUCUCAUUACUGAGAAUGAAGAGCUUGUUAAGAUUCAGGAGCUGGAGUCGAGUAAUAAAGAUCUUGUUACCGAGAACGGAGCCCUUGUUGAGGAAAACAGGGACAUAGAUUCAGAUAACGGAUAUCUUAUUGCUACGAGCAAGGACCUCUUGACUAAAAUUGCUCUUGCAAGAGAUGCUGCCAAGAGUUACAAGGACCUCAUGAAUAGAAAUGCAGCUCUUGCUGAUACGAACAAGCGACUUGAAGAGAGCCUCAAGAAGAUUGUCACAGAUGCGAAAUGUUCACUGCGGUCAGUGAGCUGA